Molecule: messenger RNA, 1126 nt
Organism: Physeter macrocephalus (sperm whale)
Lineage: Eukaryota; Metazoa; Chordata; Mammalia; Artiodactyla; Physeteridae
Product: protein Jumonji-like
Exons: 4
Coding region: 73-765 (230 amino acids)
Source: RefSeq, a predicted model, not a curated record
UUGGGGUUGGGGGGUACCUUGUAACGCAGCGUGGUUGACAGCCAGAACGCGACCUGAAUUGGCUUUUGCUCGAUGACGCUCCUGAUGGGCAAGCCCAGGCUGCAAGCACAAAGGAAGUUUGCUCAAUCCCAGCCGAAUAGUCCCAGCACAACUCCAGUAAAGAUAGUGGAGCCAUUGCUACCCCCUCCAGCUACUCAAAUUUCUGACCUCUCUAAAAGGAAGCCUAAGACAGAAGAUUUUCUUACCUUUCUCUGCCUUCGAGGUUCUCCUGCGCUGCCCAACAGCAUGGUAUAUUUCGGAAGCUCUCAGGACGAGGAGGACGUCGAGGAGGAAGAUGAUGAGACAGAAGACGUCAAAACAGCUACCAACAAUGCUUCAUCUUCAUGCCAGUCAACCCCCAGGAAAGGAAAAACCCACAAGCAUGUUCACAAUGGACAUGUUUUCAAUGGUUCCAGCAGGUCAUCUCGGGAGAAGGAACCUGUUCCGAAACACAAAAGCAAAGAGGCCACGCCGGCGAAGGAGAGGCACAGUGAUCCCCGGGCCGACGGCCGGAGGGAGCAGGCUUCCGCGAGCCGCCCCCCAGCGGCCCCCUCCGCGGGCUCCUCUGCCAGGGGGCUCCCCGCUCACCACCCCCCUCCUCUGCAUCGGUCGGCUCAGGACUUACGGAAACAGGUAAAGCCCAGCCCUGCCGCCGGGGGACCAGGGUCUGGCCCGGAGGGUGCCGGUCUUCCUGCCAGAUGCCACCGCCGUGUUUCAUCAAGUUAACUGAAGGGGAAAUGUGAGUAGUAGCCUCGAGAGAUCCAUCUUUCCAGAGCUCAGAAGGCAGGAAAGGAUGCUCAGAGGUGAGAGGGGGUGAGAGAGAGGUGACCUGGGCACAGAGGUGCCAGCGCACACGCCUCUCCUACCGUGAAGAUGGAUCAGGCGGGGCCAUUGGUGGGUUUGCAUCCCUCCCUGGAGGGUGCUGCCAGCACCCAGCGCCACCAGCAGUGGACCCUCGCUUGCUGGGAUGCCCUAGAAGGGUAGGGAGGGAACGCUCCCUCGUCACCCCUCCCCCGCCCCAGCGCCCCGGGCACCACGUGAGGCAAGGAGUCCUCAAGUUAGGCCGGGAGCCACGAGUUACCUUGGA